GGUUCAGGUUCCCUCUAGGACGCCCUUGGCCGAGAGGAGGCCUCCAACGGCUGGCUGGGGGCUUAGAAUUUUAUUUUUGGUUUACAGCGCAGAAGAAGAGCAGUGAGGCCGGGGCGCGGGUGGGGAGGGCAAGGCGGCGGCUCCAAGAAAAGCCAGCCCCUCGCGGCCCGACAGAGUCUCGGCGCCCCGCGGGUCGGUGGAGCCUCAAUGGUGAGCGCAGGCCGGAGCUAGGUGAACACGACCGCCAGAGAGGGGAGGGCCGGACGGAACGCGGGUGAGCGGCCGCAGCUUCCGGCCGGGCCACGAGCGCGGACCCUACGGCCGGGGCGGGAUUUCCGGCAAGGCGCGGAAGCGGCGGUAGCGGCAGGUGGAGAAGUUGGGCGGCUCGCGGAUGCAGGCGGUGCGGCACGUCGUGUGCGCCCUGUCCGGCGGCGUGGACAGCGCCGUGGCCGCGCUUCUGCUGAGGCGGAGAGGUUACCAGGUGACAGGGGUGUUUAUGAAGAACUGGGACUCACUGGAUGAACAUGGGGUCUGUACUGCCGACAAAGACUGUGAAGACGCUUACAGAGUUUGCCAGAUCUUAGACAUCCCUUUCCAUCAAGUGUCCUACGUAAAGGAGUAUUGGAACGAUGUGUUCAGUGAUUUUUUGAAUGAGUAUGAAAAAGGAAGGACUCCCAAUCCUGACAUAGUUUGCAACAAGCACAUCAAAUUCAGUUGCUUUUUUCAUUAUGCUGUGGAUAAUCUUGGGGCAGAUGCCAUUGCCACAGGUCACUACGCAAGAACUUCACUGGAAGAUGAAGAAGUCUUUGAGCAGAAGCACAUUAAGAAGCCAGAAGGGCUUUUCAGAAAUCGGUUUGAAGUUAGAAAUGCGGUAAAACUCCUCCAGGCAGCUGACAGCUUUAAAGACCAGACCUUCUUUCUCAGCCAGGUUUCCCAGGAUGCCCUGAGGAGAACCAUCUUCCCUCUGGGGGGAUUAACGAAAGAGUUCGUAAAGAAAAUCGCUGCUGAGAAUAGACUUCAUCAUGUGCUUCAGAAGAAAGAGAGCAUGGGCAUGUGUUUCAUCGGGAAGAGGAAUUUUGAACAUUUCCUUCUUCAGUAUUUGCAGCCUCGACCUGGUCACUUUAUUUCCAUAGAAGACAAUAAGGUUCUGGGAACACAUAAAGGUUGGUUCCUGUAUACCUUGGGCCAGAGAGCAAACAUAGGUGGCCUGAGAGAGCCCUGGUACGUGGUGGAGAAGGACAGCGUCAAGGGUGACGUGUUUGUGGCCCCCCGGACAGACCACCCAGCGCUGUACAGGGACCUGCUGAGGACCAGCCGCGUGCACUGGAUCGCGGAGGAGCCUCCCGCAGUACUGGUCCGGGACAAGAUGAUGGAGUGCCACUUCCGAUUCCGCCACCAGAUGGCACUAGUGCCCUGUGUGCUGACCCUCAAUCAAGAUGGCACCGUGUGGGUGACAGCUGUGCAGGCUGUGCGUGCCCUUGCCACAGGACAGUUUGCUGUGUUCUACAAGGGGGACGAGUGCCUGGGCAGCGGGAAGAUCCUGCGGCUGGGGCCGUCUGCCUACACACUCCAGAAGGGCCAGUGCAGAGCUGAGGUGGCCACUGAGAGCCCCACUGACAGCCCAGAAGAUGGUCCAGGCCUGAGUCCCUUGCUCUGACAGAGAUGGAGCUGCUAGAAGGAACCUGGAGAGCAGGACCCAGGGCUGGGUGGCUGGUGAGCAGUCCAGGUGCCCAACGGCCAACUUGCUGCUGCCCAAAGCAGAGGAACCGGGCUGGCCGAGGGUCUGAAAAGCCUGCGGGGGCCCGGCGACCCCCAGGAAGAGCCUCACCUCCAGGCUGGGGCUUGGGCUGCUGGAGCAUCUGCUGGCUGGUGGGGUGGCCCGAGUUCCCCUUCACCGCCCCCAGGGAGAGUUUCCCACCUCAGAGCACGCAGAGGGGACCUGCAGAGGGGGCUGCCAGGACAGCGUGGAAUAAACAUUAUUUCAAGGACA
Pongo pygmaeus (Bornean orangutan) is the source of this 1990-nucleotide messenger RNA. RefSeq names its product tRNA mitochondrial 2-thiouridylase (gene TRMU). Gene Ontology annotation, cellular component: mitochondrion. Gene Ontology annotation, molecular function: sulfurtransferase activity. The record is from RefSeq and is a predicted model, not a curated record. The transcript is spliced from 11 exons. Gene Ontology annotation, biological process: tRNA wobble position uridine thiolation. The coding region runs from base 392 to 1657 and encodes 421 amino acids. NCBI's taxonomy places the organism in Eukaryota, Metazoa, Chordata, Mammalia, Primates, Hominidae.